AUGACGACUCCGUUCCCUCUCUUACGUCUUCCAAGGCUUGCCCUUAUUCCUGUUUUUCAACGCAUGGAGAUCAUUGAAGUAAUUGCGUUCUCCCUUAUCUCCAGAAAAACUCACAAUCUCUCAAAAAGUCUUUGCAAAACAAUAUCUUCACACUACAUUGAUCUAGAAAUGGAUAUUAACGGUCUUCGUAUGAGGAUUGAUGUGACAAAUGGGUCACCCCUAGCACUGUAUUUCUACCCAGACGACCCAAAGACAGUUGGAGUGUUUUAUCGGAAGAGAAAACUUCAAUGGAAAAACGUCGGAUUAUCGCCAAAACAAUCGAUGGAACGAGUGUUCGAUAUAACAAAAUGUCCAUCGCUAAACAAAUUGGUGGUCAAUGGAAAAACAGACUACGAUGUGUUUUCAGUCCUUGAUGUAGUUCCAAAGGUUUCCGAACUCAAAAUAUAUCCUAACUGCCGCAACGCUUUUUCUUCAUCGAUCACAUCGUUUGAACCUUCAUUCUUGAAUCGAGAAGAAUUCCAGAGAGUCUGGAUGAGCAACGUUGAUUGUUUGUGUAUCUACGACGAUGAUUUAUCGAGUGUUCAAUUCAACCUUAAUGAUCUUUUAGCCUCGAACGCAGUCUCACUUGAAUUAAGCGAGGUCCCGAUGAGUUUGAGAGACCUGAACAAAUUCUUUUCUUGCUGGUUAAACAAAACAUCUAAUCAUAGGUUGGAGCAUCUAUCAGUGAAUACAUUUAAAGAUAUUAAUGAAGACGUUCUUCUGGAUGGACUAGGUGCUACUCGUUUCACAGAAAACCGGACUAGAGAAUUCCGAUCAACCAACAUGUUUCCUAAAUUCACAGAAUUCACAGGAGGGUUUGAUGUGAGGAGAAUAGAUGGACAGUUGGCAGCUAUUACAUUUGGAAAUACUUUUUGGACAACAUAUAUUAAUUUUGAUGUUCGGCGAUGA
Molecule: messenger RNA, 948 nt
Organism: Caenorhabditis remanei
Lineage: Eukaryota; Metazoa; Nematoda; Chromadorea; Rhabditida; Rhabditidae
Exons: 2
Coding region: 1-948 (315 amino acids)
Molecular function (GO): protein binding
Source: RefSeq, a predicted model, not a curated record